AUGAUCUUAGAAUUUGUUGUAAAGUUAAUCUUGUUCUCCAGAAAACCCAAAAGAGAGGAAGAACUAAAGUAUCUUGAAGUCAUCUCUGACGUUACCAAGGAAAUAUUGACUCUAGGAUUAUUUUCAAACAGGGUUUUAAUAAGAAUAUGUGAACGUUAUAUAGAACAAAACAAGCAUCGUCUAGAUGAAAGUAAAUUACGCCAUCUCCUGGAUGUGUUAAAAGAAGAUUUGGGUUGUAAACCGGAGUUGAAAACCUGGAGAACCACUGGUAAUGAAACUGUGGAAAAAUACCAGAGAAUGGAAUUUAAUUGUUGUGCUAGUAAAACUGCUGAUAUUUCAACAGACUGUAGAAGCAACUAUUCAUGGAAUCAUGUAUUUCAUGGCGAAUGUGGAAUCCAUGCUCAUUACCCCCAGAACGUUACAGGAAACCAUCAUUCUCACGUUAGUAGGGAACAAAACCAUGAAUUUCAUGACAUUGAAGGAAAGUAUUCUCUGGCUAUAAACAAUGAGGAAAACCUUUGUAGAUUACAUAAGGAACACUUAAGCCAUUGCUUGACUGUAAGUGAUGAGGAAACCACUUGCAGAUUACAUAAAGAACAUGCAGACCAUUCCCUGAUUGUAAGCAAUGAGGUUGAGGAAAACAUUUGCAGAUUGCAUAAGGCACAUGUCGAUCAUUCCCUGGCUACGAAGAAUGAGGAUGAAGAAGAUGUCUGCAGAUUGCAAACGAAACAGGCAGACCAUUCCCUGUCUGAAAACCAUGAAGAAAACCUAUGCAAAUUACAUGAAGAACAUGCGGUCCAUUCCAUCGACUAUGGGAGUGUUUGUGAUCACACAUCAGAGAUUCGCGAUCUUGGGAAAUCUUUUGCAGAAUGUCUUCAUACUGCUGAAGUGAAAGAGCACGACGAGGAGACCGAGAAUGCGGAGAUUGUAUCUGAAUGAAGUUAAGAUUCAGAAAUAGAUUGUGAUCAAUGUUUACUGUUUGAAGUUCAUUGCAGUUACACUUCUGAAAGUUACUCAUCUCAACAGAAUUUUACAUUUUAGUGAUGUACUGUCAUCUAACUGGUUAUUGACACUUGUCAGGUUUGUAGCAAUAACUGAUUUAUAGUUAUAACCUGCACUGUGCAAUACUUAGUGCAAUAUUUCUAAUUCCAGUGCAUGUUUUACUACAGAUAUAGUGUUACAGAAGGUUACCUAACCUUGUGCUUAUGAAAAGUUACCAAGCAAUACUUUUAUAAUAAUAAUAAUCCUUGCAUUUGAUAUAGUGCUUU
Molecule: messenger RNA, 1268 nt
Organism: Callorhinchus milii (elephant shark)
Lineage: Eukaryota; Metazoa; Chordata; Chondrichthyes; Chimaeriformes; Callorhinchidae
Exons: 4
Coding region: 1-939 (312 amino acids)
Biological process (GO): microtubule cytoskeleton organization
Cellular component (GO): ciliary basal body; axoneme
Source: RefSeq, a predicted model, not a curated record